Monopterus albus (swamp eel) is the source of this 3229-nucleotide messenger RNA. Its product is annotated as alpha-2-macroglobulin-like. The transcript has 26 exons. The coding region runs from base 1 to 3207 and encodes 1068 amino acids. NCBI's taxonomy places the organism in Eukaryota, Metazoa, Chordata, Actinopteri, Synbranchiformes, Synbranchidae. Gene Ontology annotation, molecular function: endopeptidase inhibitor activity. Gene Ontology annotation, cellular component: extracellular region. The record is from RefSeq and is a predicted model, not a curated record.
AUGGUGACACAGUGGUUAGCACUGCUGCCUCACAGCAAGAAGAUUCUGUGUUCAAGCUCGGGCCGACCCGAUGCCUUCCUGUGCAGAGUCAGCACCACACCAACACUGGGAUACCCCGGUUAUAGAGUUCCAUACUAUGAGGCUCAAGAUCAAAUACUGUCUAUGGCUCAACCUCCCUCUCCUGAUACUGCAACAGUCAGCUUCCUGGAGGUGGUGAAGAAGAAUGACCCACUUCCCUGUGACAAAGAACAGGACAUCUUCAUCCGGUACACUAUAGUUGGAGAGGUUCACAGAUUUGUGGAUUUGAUGUAUCUGGUCUUGUCCAGAGGAGCUAUCUCUCUGCAAGGACUUAAAAGGUUACAAAUCGGUGAUAAAUCAGUAACUGAGGGUGAGGUGUCCUUCAAGUUGAAAGUGUCUCCAAAGAUGGCGCCAGUUGUUCAGAUUGUCGCUUACGUCGUCCUGCCCAGUGAGACGGUGAUCGCCAACAGUGCUGACUUCCCCACUGAGAAAUGCUUCAGUAACAAGGUGUCGUUGAAGUUUACUCCAUCCUCAGCUGUCCCACAAGAAGCUGUCACCAUGCGGGUGACGGCUGUGCCGGGGUCUCUUUGUGGUGUGAGCAUUGUCGACAAGAGUGUCUUCAUUAAGGAACCAGGGACGGGUCUGGAUGCAGACAAGAUAUUCAACUUGCUGCCUGUGACCAGUGUAUCCUAUAUUCCAUAUGAAGUUCAAGAUCCUACAGAAUGUUUGACUGUGAGAGCCAAAAGAUCCAUUUUGCCACCAUAUCCUAGAGGUGGUGACAAUGUCGAUGCUUACACAAUUUUCCAGAAUGUCGGACUGAAGAUGGCAACAAACUUGUUAUUUCAGUUGCCUUCGUGUCUCAAGUUCAAAGGAAGAGUAUACCAACAAACCACUUUACACCACUACUAUGAUGCUGAGUACAGUGGUCUCCGUAUCCCUCCUUCACAUGCAGGUAUUGCCGCAGGUUUUUCUGUGGGUGCACGUAUUCCUGUGGUUGCAGCUGGCGGAUACACUGCUUCUCAACCUCCACCAGCAGUGACAGUCCGCACAUUCUUCCCUGAGACUUGGAUAUGGGACCUGGUGGAAGUUGGAGAAUCUGGAACAAAGGAUGUGUCCCUCACUGCCCCAGACACCAUCACCACCUGGGAGAUGGAGGCUUUCUGUUUGUCCCCUCACGGUUUUGGAUUAGCUCCUCGUAAGGAAAUCACCGUCUUCCAGCCCUUCUUCCUGGAGCUCACCCUGCCCUACUCCAUCAUCCGGGGGGAGCACUUCGUACUGAAGGCAACAGUCUUCAACUACUUGACCAACUGCAUCAUGGUCACUGUGACUCCGGAACCCUCUUCAGAUUACACCCUCACCCCCCUCUCUGGUGACCAGUACACAUCCUGUCUGUGUGGCAGUGAACGAAAGACCUUCAGCUGGACCAUGAACCCAUCGGUCUUAGGGACUGUGAAUGUGACUGUGACUGCUGAGGCUGUGGCAUCACAGGCUUUAUGUGACAAUGAGGUUGCGAGCGUGCCCGACAGAGGUCGUAUUGAUGUAGUCACAAAACCUCUCAUUGUAAAGGCUGAGGGAACUGAGGAGCAAAAGACCUACAACUGGUUGCUCUGUCCGAACGAAGAAGCUCUGACAGAGGAAAUGGAGAUACACCUCCCUGAGAAUGUGAUUGAUGGAUCUGCCCGUGCUUCAGUAUCAGUCCUGGGUGACAUCCUGGGCCGAGCCCUGAAGAACCUGGAUGGACUGCUGCAGAUGCCGUAUGGGUGUGGGGAGCAGAACAUGGCUCUCUUGGCCCCUAAUAUUUACAUCCUCCAGUACCUGACAAACACAGGGCAGCUGACCCCAGCCAUCAAGAAAAAGGCUACUAACUUCCUCAUCAGUGGCUACCAGAAACAGCUGAUCUACAAACAUGGUGACGGUGCUUACAGCACAUUUGGAUCAGGAGCAGGGAACACUUGGCUGACUGCUUUUGUGCUGAGGUCCUAUGUCAAAGCACAGUCUUUUGUCUACAUUGACCCAGAAACAAUUGAACAGUCUAAGACUUGGCUGGCGGACCAACAACAAGAAACUGGCUGCUUUCUACAGUCAGGAAAACUCUUUAAUAACAGAAUGAAGGGUGGUGUGUCUGAUGAAGUGACACUCAGUGCUUACAUCACUGCUGCCUUCUUGGAGAUGAAUAUGUCUGUGAAUGCUUCUGUUAUACACAAGAGCCUGUCCUGCCUCAAGAUGUCCAUUGAUGAUCUCAGCAACACCUACACUACAGCUCUGCUGGCGUAUGUCUUCACCCUGGCAGGAGACAUUGAGACCCGUGCUCACCUUCUUCAGCGCCUUGACACAGUUGCAUUAAAACAAGGAAGGUUCCUCCACUGGUCUCAGACCUCAGAAGAUGCAUCAGUCUCUCUGUCUGUGGAGAUCAGCUCCUAUGUGCUGCUGGCCAAACUCAGUUCCUCCCCUACAGCUGAAGACCUGGGCUACGCCUCUCACAUUGUCAGGUGGCUGACAAGCCAGCAGAACUAUUAUGGAGGCUUCUCCUCCACACAGGACACAGUGGCAGCUCUUCAGGCUCUGGCUCUCUAUGCCGCUCUGGUGUUCAGUCCAACGGGUUCGAGCACAGUGACGGUCCAGUCUCCCAGUGGCCAGCUGACAUUUGAUGUGAACCAGAAAAACAAACUGCUCUACCAGGAGAAGAUGCUGCAUGAUGUGGCAGGAAAGUACAGUCUGGAGGUGAAGGGUACUGCAUGUGCUUCAGUGCAGGUCUCGCUUCACUACAACAUCCCAACUCCUACUGUAGCCUCCACUCUCAGUGUGGAGGUCAAACCAGAGGCCAACUGCACCAGCAAAUCUCACAGACCCAAACUCACUCUGAAUCUUAACUCCCUAUAUAGUGGAAAUGAGAACACUACAAACAUGGUGAUCCUGGAUAUCAAAAUGCUCUCUGGGUUUGUUCCAGACCCACAGUCUUUGAAGAAGCUUGAACAUGCCCUGCUGGUGGAUCGUGUUGAACAAGAGGAAGAUCAUGUUUUGGUGUAUAUUGAAGGGUUAACUAAAGACAUACCAGUCAAUCACCAGAUAGAGCUCGUACAGGAGCUCCCGGUACAGAAUCUGAAGCCGGCUGUGGUCGAGAUCUAUGACUACUACCAGCCAAGUGACCAGGUUGAGACAGAAUACAUCUACUCUUGUGCUGCAGCUUGAAGACUGUUCUUUGAGAUUCAUG